Drosophila grimshawi is the source of this 1296-nucleotide messenger RNA. Its product is annotated as transmembrane protein 230. NCBI's taxonomy places the organism in Eukaryota, Metazoa, Arthropoda, Insecta, Diptera, Drosophilidae. The record is from RefSeq and is a predicted model, not a curated record. The transcript has 4 exons. Bases 779 to 1162 code for a protein of 127 amino acids. Gene Ontology annotation, cellular component: endomembrane system.
GGAACUGACGAGGAAAUGUUGGUGAAGUUAAAGUGCGCUUGGAUUAUGAAUCUAUCAAAGAUUGGUUGGUUAUAGCCAUGUGGCACAACUUCAUCUACAGAGAAUUACAACGCACUUCCAUUUGGAAGUAAUAUCCAAAUAGCAAGAAAAAGCUGAGGAGAAAUGGAUGUCCAUUGGAGCACCUGAAAUAUCUGGGACACGAGAUGAUGAAAUCCAUUUUCCUUAGAGGGAGCGACAAUCAAUGCCAUUAAUUUGAGGUUAAUUUACCCAAAUGGCCAUCGUGAUAAAUUUUUGUGAAAUGAAAUUGAAAGACAAUUCUUGAUUAUAAAAAGAUAAAAAAAUAUGGUGAUAACUAUACUUUUGCGUUUCAAAACUGCACCAAAAUUAUAAAAAACUUGGAUUUUCUGGGAUUAAUAGAUUUAGUUUAACUGUUAUUGAUAACAUAAUGGACAUUUAAAAAAGGUUAACUGUACUUUAUGGGCUUGGAAUUCCCUUUUUUGAAAUUAAUAGCAAGCUAUGAAAAAAUUGGCGCAUGAAAAAAAAUACAUAUCUGUAAAUUUUGGAUAGUGUCGGAAAAUGUUGGCGCCAUUUUUUUGAACUGUCAGCUGUGAACAUGCAACUCUAUUACUGGUCAGCUGAUUGCCAGAUGUUCCUCUCACUGCCAGUAAUCAGAAUGUAACAAUGUGAAUAACAGAAGCCAAAUAUAAUAACAAAUAAGCAUUAACUCAAUCGACCGUGAUGUGCUUGAACUGAAUAAGCUAAACACAAGUGGCCAAAUAUGUUUCCCACCAAAACGGAUUCCCGACGUCGCCUUAAUGCCACCGCUUACUUAAAUGUUGAAAAUACCAAGGCUGCUGCCGACACCACGGAACCAGACGGCUUCGUAAAUGAACAAUGGACUGCGCCAAAUGUGGAUGAGUCAACGCCGUGGAAGACAAUUGCAAUUAUAAUCACACUGUUCAUCGGUGGAACCACUUGUAUUUGCUGUGCAGCCUUGGAUUGGUUGGCGGACGCGAAUCAAAAUCGCUCCGAUCGCAUAUGGGCGCUGAUAAUAAUUGGUGUACUGACGAUAAUACCAGGCGGAUAUUACUUCUACAUUCUGUCAUGUAUUCUGAUGCGUCGCCAGGGCUACACAAUGGACGACAUACGUCGUUUGGGAUAAUUAAAUAUUUAACAUUUUAUUGAAUUUUCAUUUUCAUCAAUUGUAUUUCUUAUGUACGAACAUGAAAAACUGCCGUGAGAACUCUGCAUUUGUUUAUUGUAUAAAAAUAUUGUAAAUACAUACACGUUAUCAAA